GUACGUGAUCCACUUCGUCUAUUGCCCAUCACCUUGAACUUUUAUGGACCGAUACAAAAUCCUCGGCAAAAUAGGCGAAGGAGCCCACGGAGUAGUUCUCAAAGCCAAAUCAAUAGAAACAGGCCUAGUAGUCGCUCUCAAAAAAGUCCCACUGCGACGAUUGGAAGAUGGGAUUCCGAAUACGAUUUUGAGAGAAAUCAAGGCUUUGCAGGAGAUUGAUUAUCAGAAUGUCGUCAAACUCCUUUCCGUGCACCCGUCUGGUCCCUCAUUUGUCCUCGUCUUUGAGUACAUGCUCUCAGACCUCUCCCACAUCCUCCGCACAACACCCCUCACCUCCUCUCAAGUGAAAGCCUAUAUGCUCAUGCUUCUGCGAGGGUUAUCCUAUUGUCAUGAGAACAAUAUCAUGCAUAGGGACCUGAAACCUGCCAAUCUCCUCAUUUCGCCGACGGGAGUGCUUAAACUGGCGGAUUUUGGGUUGGCGAGGGUUCAUCGAUAUGCAGGCGAGGAGGUCCCCAAACGCCCGUAUUCGCAUCAAGUAGCGACCCGAUGGUAUAGAGCGCCCGAGUUGCUGUAUGGAGCCAGGAUGUAUGAUGCUGGAGUAGAUUUGUGGGCUGUGGGGUGUAUAUUUGGGGAGCUAUUGAACCAUUCUCCAUUAUUCCCCGGUCAAAAUGAUAUUGACCAGUUGUAUUGUGUGUUGAGUAUUUUGGGGACGCCGACCAAGGAGAGCUGGCCGGACCUGGAGACUUUGCCAGAUUACAACAAGAUUCAAUUCCCAAAUAUGCCUGCUGUGGCAUUGGAACGUGUAUGCCCAGACGCAUCUCAAGAGGCUGUAGGACUAUUGAAAAAGUUUCUCGUGUAUUCUUGCAAAAACCGUAUCCCAGCAAAAGAGGCCCUGCUGGAACCCUACUUUUUCAAUAAACCGCUGCCGGCCCAUCACCUCGAGCUCCCCAUCCCAGAACGAACAACCCAAGAACAAUUCGAUGUCGACAAAUCGCUAGAUCUGUCCGUAUUUUUCCCACUCGGCGCCGGAGGAGGCGGUGGGGAUGGUAUAGUCGAAGAUUGAGUUUCCAACGGGCCGACGAAUAGGGAAGAGGGUAAAUCUCCAGUCGCUGCAACAUCUGCAAUAUUCAAGUACGCAACGAACCCCGUCUAGAACUUCCCAAACUUAAACCCCCCGCACUACUACUUCGUGUUAAUAUGUCUAUAAACUGUUGUGCGUCCUUUUCCUGCUGCCCCCCCGCUUUCACCAUCAUUUGGACGUAUUUCUGUGCUUGAGCUGUUGCAGCCGGAGUAUUGGCCCGAAGAAGAGUAUCGACGAUACCAGUGUAUCCGUACUUUGUGGUGGUUUUAGCAAACUGGUAGAGGGUGGACGGAAGGGUAGCAUUAAAUUCUGUACAUGACACAUAUGAGUGAAUAACUUUGCGGUUGCAUCGCCGGGUUACCUUUUCUAGCCCGU
This is a messenger RNA of Spizellomyces punctatus DAOM BR117, 1456 nucleotides long. RefSeq names its product CMGC/CDK protein kinase. Bases 44 to 1063 code for a protein of 339 amino acids. The transcript has 5 exons. The record is from RefSeq and is a predicted model, not a curated record. Gene Ontology annotation, cellular component: nucleus. Gene Ontology annotation, biological process: protein phosphorylation. Gene Ontology annotation, molecular function: ATP binding; cyclin-dependent protein serine/threonine kinase activity. Lineage: Eukaryota; Fungi; Chytridiomycota; Chytridiomycetes; Spizellomycetales; Spizellomycetaceae.